Molecule: messenger RNA, 804 nt
Organism: Achroia grisella
Lineage: Eukaryota; Metazoa; Arthropoda; Insecta; Lepidoptera; Pyralidae
Exons: 1
Coding region: 1-804 (267 amino acids)
Source: RefSeq, a predicted model, not a curated record
AUGGAAAACGCAGCAGUUCAAGAGGUAGCUCGAAUAAGUAUAAGAGUGCCACCAUUUUGGCCGGAGGAACCUGCACUCUGGUUUUCUCAGCUGGAAAACCAGUUUGCAUUAGCAGGAAUCACACAGGAUGCAACGAAGUAUAGCUAUAUAUCAUCGUCCCUAGAACAGCAAUAUGCCAGGGAAGUUAAAGAUAUAAUUAAUAACCCGCCUGCAGAAAACAGAUAUUUAAAAUUAAAAACAGAAUUGAUUAAACGGUUGUCGGCUUCUCAAGAAAAAAAGUACUACAGUUGUUGCAUCAUGAAGAGCUCGGAGACCGAAAACUCUCAAUUUUUGAGGCAUCUGCAGACUCUGGCAGGUAUGUCUGUAACCGAUGAUUUUUUACGUACUUUAUGGUCCGACCGGUUGCCCGCUAAUGUCCGCGCCAUUUUAGCAUCCCAAAAAAUGGGCACAUUAGAGGAUUUGGCGGAGUUGGCGGAUUCAGUAUAUGAGUUAGUACCACCAUCUACACAUAUAUCAGCCAUAAGCAAUAAUUUCGGGAUAUCCGAAUUAAAAAAUCAAAUUACGGAACUCACCCGCGAAGUUGCUUCACUAAAAAUACAGUCGUGCUCGCAAAUACAACCUCAAACGCGUCAUCGUGAAAAUAAAAAUAAUUUCAGACGUCGGUCCAGAUCACGAUCACAACCUAGGCGAUUCAAUACUUCAUUCUGCUGGUACCACAAUCGUUUUGGUGAUAGGGCAACACGUUGCACUACGCCCUGCGGUUUUGUUUCAUCUUCGGUAAACGCCAACGGCAGCCGGAAGUAG